Sinocyclocheilus grahami is the source of this 2089-nucleotide messenger RNA. It is a transcript of the gene calcoco2, whose product is annotated as calcium binding and coiled-coil domain 2. NCBI's taxonomy places the organism in Eukaryota, Metazoa, Chordata, Actinopteri, Cypriniformes, Cyprinidae. Bases 252 to 1877 code for a protein of 541 amino acids. The transcript is spliced from 14 exons. The record is from RefSeq and is a predicted model, not a curated record.
CAGAAGGAAAAACCAUGAGACUGUAGUCUCGAUCCUCAUAACUUUGGAUGACAUAAUACACGGGAAUCCCCAGUAGUUUCAUUUGGACAGUCAUAGAUGGCACCGACCUGCGCAUAGAACUACAUCUCCCAGAUUGUGUUUACUAGUUUGCUCCCAUUUAUAGCAACUGCCGUGUAUCUCUCGCCGCCUGUUCAACACGGUCUGGACUGCGACAGGAGGUUCAGGUGACUGUGUCCCACAUAAACACCGGGAUGAAUGACGGAACGGAGGAAGAGACGGCCCCCGUUAUAAUGGAGACUUCAUCGUACUACUCGCAAGUAGUUUUCAACGAUGUUCCUCCAUCAUAUCCGCCAAACACCGCAGUUACGUGCCGGUACACCCUGACCGGUGCUGUGCAGCCCAACCCGAGCGACUGGAUCGGUAUCUAUAAGGUUGGUUGGAGUUCAACACAGAAGUAUUAUACCUAUGUAUGGGUGGCACCUUCCCUGGACCAUGUCGGACCUGAACCACUUGUGCUACAAGUGUUUUUUUCAGAGAGCUACCUGCCCAAGGAUGAUGGGGAGUUUUACCAGUUCUGCUAUGUGGACAGCUUUGGUCAUGUCAAAGGAGCCAGCUCCCCAUUCUGCUUUCAAACCCCAGCAGAAGCAAGCCUUGACUGCAGCUUGGAGAAGGACCUGUUAGUCAUAACAACACAGGAGCAGGCAGAAAAGACAGAGAAGGAGAAAGAAGACUUUGUGAAAGAGAUUGAGUCUUUAAAAGAAACAAAUGCGAUCCUGAAAAAAGAGUUGGAUGAAAGACUGCAUGAGAUCCGCCGUCUCAGGAGCUCCAUAGAGGAUUCAAAGUCAAAGGAUAAACCAGAAUCACCUCUGCCAGAUGUACCCAGUUUUAAUAACACAGAAGAGUCACUGACAUCUCUGCGAGAAAAGUACGAUAGAGCUGUUCAAAAGAUCCACUUGCUUAAGAGAGAAAGGACAGAGUUACAGCAACAGCUUGAACUCAAGAAUGGGGAAGUCCUCAGGUUAAACACCUUGUUGAAAGAAACAGAGCAAAAUCACAACAAAGUACAGGACCAAGUCAAGCUGCUACAGGUGGAUGUGCAAAGCAGCAGGAAAGACUAUGAGAAAUUGCACACUGAAAUCCAGGAGCUCAGGAUGAAAAAUACUCCGGAGGACCGGAGGGCUGAAAACAAAGCAUUACAAACAUCCUUGUCAGAGCAUGAAGCCCAGUUGAAAGAAGAAAACUGUAAAGUACAGAUUCAAGCCCUGCUCAAUCAGCUGACAGAGGCCAGAGGGCUGCUUCGCAGUGAGGUGCAGAGUUGCAAAGAAGCCUGCAAACGUGCAGAAACCGCUGAGCAGGAAUUGAAGGAAGUGAAAAGGAAGCUGGAGGAGAUAACCUUGAAACAGACUGAGGACCAGAAAGCCAAUCAAAUCCAGGCACAGCUUCAGCAGGCACAAGACAAAAUUUAUGAAAUGGCAGAGACAUCAAGAUUAGAUGGAGAGAAGCUUGUGGAAAGGAAUGAGGAACUGCAAGCAGAUGCAAAUAAGCUUAAAAGGGCAUUGUUUGACUACCAGGUCGCAUCUGUUGCCGCAAUGUCUGCUCAAAUAUCCAACCCUCAAAGCCCACUGGCCUCCCUGGAGCAAACAUACUCACCUGACUCUCAUUUCUAUGAGAACAUCGAUGACUUGACAGCAAAUCCUUCAGAUCCAGAAAAACAGAUUAGAGUGUGCCAGCAUUGUCAGGAGGUCUUUCCUGGCAUCAACGAGGUUGAACUGACAGAACACGAGCAGUCUCACAAAGUGUGUCCACUCUGCACUCUGAUCUGUGACGAUAUGGAGCAGCGGGAGUUUGAAGAUCACGUCUAUAGUCAUGAGGAUUAGUCCAUUCUUGUUUCUCUAUCUGAUAUACUGUCUUUGGGAAAGUAUGGUGGCACUUUUUAAAGUACUGAAUAGUCCAGGAUUUUCUAGAUAAGCAGCACUUCUCUUUCAUUAUUAGCUGUUAUCUAUAUAGGGACAGGUUUUUAUUUUUAUUAUUAUUAGGUAAUGAUUGAAAUAUCACUGAAGAAACUGGAACCAAAUGUCCAAUUAAGUAA